Molecule: messenger RNA, 296 nt
Organism: Scomber japonicus (chub mackerel)
Lineage: Eukaryota; Metazoa; Chordata; Actinopteri; Scombriformes; Scombridae
Gene: pet117
Product: protein PET117 homolog, mitochondrial
Exons: 2
Biological process (GO): mitochondrial respiratory chain complex IV assembly
Cellular component (GO): mitochondrion
Source: RefSeq, a predicted model, not a curated record
AAGAAGAGUCAUCCCGUGGAGGAGCGUAGCUGCCGGUUAGCAUCAGGUUAGCAUCAGGCUAACGGUUACCGGGAUGUCUGCGACCUCUAAAGUAGUCCUGGGAGUGUCCGUGGUUCUGACGCUGAGCACCGUGUCCGCCGUGCACCUCAAACAGACCUGGGACCGAGAGCGCCUCGACAGUGUGAUCAGAGAUCUGGAGCGACAGGAGAAGAAGAAGGAGAACCUGAGACUGUUGGAGGAGCAGAGGAGCCUCACUAAACAUCUGGAGGAGGAGAGACAGCGCUCACACACACACU